AUGCAUAUUGAGCGGUAUAUAACUUCUAGAGGAGGUGCUGUUGCAGCUGACGAACUUGCUCCAUACCUUGAUGUGCAAUCUUCCAAAAGUGCUACGAAGGAUGAAUCUUACAUUCUACCUGUCCUUCUUCGGUUUGAUGGUCAACCUGAGUUGGAUGAAGAGGUAUGCAAAUCUUCUUUCCGGUUGCUUGAAAUGCGAUGCCCCAAUGUAUUGUAUGUUGCUUGGGGAAACAUUCUGCAACGCACAGCUUCUGGGUCUAGUAGACGAAAGGAAUACGUGGGGAAAUGGUUUGACUGGGUUGCAGAUAUGGAGAAGUUCUUCAAGGACAAUUUAGUUCCUGAUGAUGGAAUCUUCUUUCUUCAUAGUAAAACUAGUUCAACCGAAAGGGCAAUGGUCAUUGGCAUGGGUGUUGUCAAUCUCUUUGGUGUUAUUGUUCUAAACGCCAUGCUAAAAGAGAUGGCUGUCAGGCCAAGUGGAUUUCUUACAUUUGUUAAGAACAUAUAUCCAUUACUUCAGAUAUACGCAGGUUCAUUCUUUGCCAUCCCUUUGGUACGGUGGUUUUCAAUCAAGAGAAAGAAUGAUCAGAUAGAGAAUAGAAACAAAGCUCGGCUACAAUUUGCACGAGCACUUGAAUCUCCUGAUAUUACACUACGGCGUAAGCUACUGAGUGCAAGGGAUAUGGCUCAAAAUACAGUCAUAGGGAAGGAGCGGAUCGUGUAUAGUACAGAUAAAGAUAUGAUUGAACAAGACUAUGAGGCUGACGAAUGGGAGAGACAAUUCCGAGAGGGACUUGUGACAUUGUGUUGUUACGCUAAGUUACGUAGCAGCUUACACAUCAUUUGCGACACAGAAUUAUCUCAACAACUUCCAUGGACACAGAGGAUGACAGAAGCCAUGGUGCAUAACUAUUUAGACAUUCGUCCUCUGUUUGAGACACCGAAAUUCAUGUCUCUUAAGUUCCAGAACUGA
Molecule: messenger RNA, 969 nt
Organism: Thlaspi arvense
Lineage: Eukaryota; Viridiplantae; Streptophyta; Magnoliopsida; Brassicales; Brassicaceae
Source: the annotation of a GenBank genome assembly